AAGAAGGGAAUCAUUCGUUUUCAGUUUUUUAACGGUUCGUCGAAGUUGGGAGCGGAACGGGGAUACGGUCACCGGGUUCGGAUUAGGCGAGGGUAACCGGGCUGACGUGGAUCACGAGGAACCGGAGGAACAGGGGCCGUCCGAUCGGCAGUUCGCCGUGACCGGCCUAGCGCGCGGGGUGAGGUCACCGUCGAAACCCAUUACGCGUUCGUCGGGAAUUAUUUUUUUGUCUUCAGUUUUGAGUGCCGAGAGAGAAGAAAGCGAGGCGGGGGUCGAGACGCGAUCCAAGGUUUUAGAGAUCGGAGGGGGGAUUAGCUUUCGAUGGGGGUGGUGAUCGAGAGGGAGGUGUGGGAGCCGAAACCGAUCUCUUAUGUGUUCCUCUUCGCGUUGUGCUUCGCGUCCAUCUCCCUUCUCCCCUUCCGCUCGAGGAGCGGCGGCGCCGCCAGAGGCACUGCCGCCUCCUCGCUCUUCGAUCUCGGGCCUACGGCGCCGUUCCUGCGGUUCCAGAGGAAUUUCUUGCUCCUCUACUCCCUUGCCUCAGUAAUGGAAGGGCUUGAGUCGGUGUUUGGGGAGUACGAGUAUGCGCAUUAUGGAAUUCUUAGGGGGCAGAUGGCGAUGUGUCUCGCCGCUGGAGCUGCUGCUGCUCUCUUUGUGGGUCCUCUCUUAGGCAUUGUUUCUGAUGUCAUAGGCCCAAGAAAGGCUUGUCUGCUAUUCUGCAUCCUUCAUCUUCUUCUGGGUGUCUUGAAAAUCAUAAGCAGGCAUCCAAGUGUAUGGGUAGCAAGUAUAUGCCUAUCACUUGCUUCAUCUGUUUUCUCCUUCUGCUUUGAGACAUGGAUGGUAACUGAACAUGAGAAGCAAGGUCACAGGCAGGAUUUUCUAAGUGACACCUUUUGGCUAAUGACCUUUUUUGAAUCUGCAUCUCUUGUUGGAAGUCAAGGACUGGCAAAUUUAUUAUUCAAGGAUUUUGGCAAAGGAUUCUUUCCCCCCUCUGCUCCAGCUGCGCUGGUGGCAAUUAUAAGCAUUCUCUAUAUCCAGAAAGAAUGGAAUGGAUGUCAGCAACAAUCAAUUAUUGGGACUUACAGAAAAUCAUUCUCUGCACACAUUCUUAAUGACCGCAGGAUAUGGCUGCUUUCAUGGGCUCAAUCAAGCAUCCAUUUUUCGACGUCAAUUUUUUGGAUUCUUUGGGCACCAACCAUAGUGGCAGAUGGGAGGGAGGUUCAUUUAUCUCGAUUGUACCCAUGUUUCAUUGGCUCAAGAAUGCUUGGCAGCACUGCUUUUCCGUGGUUCUUUGGUGGGGUAUCAUCACUCCGUAAUGAAGAAUACGUCAUAACUGCAUAUGUUGUUGCUGGUUUAUCUUUAUUAGUUGUAUCUUAUGAUUAUCAGGAGAUUGGUGUUCUAGUAAUGCUGUUCUGUGUCUACCAUGCUUGUGUUGGCUUCAUUUUACCUUCACUUGCAAGAUUUAGGACAAUGUACGUCCCAAAUGAACUGCGUGGGGGCAUGAUAAGCUUCUCCUUGGCACCAGCAAGUGCAGCAGUUCUCUUAGUUCUGAUACAAGGUGGUUAUCAUCAGAACCUUGCAAAUGCGAUGAUUAUGGCGCUUGCAGCGCUUGGGCUGUUGGCUGCUGCUGGUUGCAUUCAUUUACUGACAUCAUGGAGCAAACAACCACGCCCCAAUUGGCAUAAACCUUAAGCACAUAUUUAGAUUUGACCAGGAAAGGGUAGAUGAGCUGCAUUUAGAUUGUUCCCCCUGCUAGCAUUACACUGUUUGAAGUCCGAGGUACUCUCAGUUCAGUGGUUUCGGCAGCAUCAUCAUGUCAUGGGGCAGAUUAUAUGCUUCAGAGCAUUGCUGAGAUUGCGAAAUUUAACUGCUUCUAAACUUACUGAAACUAAGACCAACAAGCAGAGAGAGAGAUGUCAAAAAAUGAUUGUGUGGCCAUAGAAGAUGAUGGAAACCUAUAUGAAAGAGUACCCACGAGAUGAUAUAUAGACUCAGAGUGGUGGAGCUCUGGUUUGCACAGGCCAUACGCCUAUCCUUGUUUCAGAAGGGCAGAUCAAGUUUAUAUCUGCACAUAGUUCUGUAUAGAAUGGCAAUAAAAUUUUUCUGUAACAAGGAUAACAAGGUUUGAGAUUCUUUACCAUGAAGACAAGAAGUAACUUAAAGUGCCUGCUACUAUUCCCUCACAUGCUUCAAAUCUUCGACUGAUAGUGUGGCAUACAGUUUUUCAAGUAUUGCCCCUAUUAGUUUUCGGUAACCUGCAUGAGAGGAUCUGGAGCAGCACACUUUGUUAUUAGAGUGGUUGCUUUAAUAGAAAGAAUGCAUCAGCUACUAGAAA
Elaeis guineensis (African oil palm) is the source of this 2332-nucleotide messenger RNA. RefSeq lists its product as uncharacterized. Gene Ontology annotation, biological process: molybdate ion transport. Gene Ontology annotation, molecular function: molybdate ion transmembrane transporter activity. The record is from RefSeq and is a predicted model, not a curated record. Gene Ontology annotation, cellular component: membrane. Lineage: Eukaryota; Viridiplantae; Streptophyta; Magnoliopsida; Arecales; Arecaceae.